GGCUAAACUGCCCGGUAGUCCGUAGAAGUCUUUGUUCACUGCACACUGUAGAGAAUUUACAAUUUAAUUGGUAAUUCUUAAUUAUUUAUUCACAUGAAUACUGUCAACUACUUGACAGUGUCAAGUCUGCAUGCAUGAUCGUGAAAUGUAGGAUGACAAGCAGGUGUCUCAUCUGUUCGGGUCUUGGCGUCACAACUGUACCCACCGGCAGUUCCGACGAAGCACUUUCCUACCUAUGUGAAAAGUUGCGAUUACCUUAUUCUCAAGUUGAACAGACGAUAACCUUCUGUGAUAAUUGUCACUCUUUGUGGGAAGACUUUGCCCCCCUUUACCAUUUGGUGAAUAAGAAGGUUGGACAAUUUCAAGAUCGAAGACAAAAGAUUGCUACUGCAAAUGACCAAGCUCCAGCUUCUGUCAAAAUCGAACCAUCGGACGACGUCAUCGAUGUUUGUCCACGAGGGGAUGAGUACAUAGAAAAGGACGCGGACUCGAGUGGGAGUGAGGAAUAUAAGUUGGAUUUUUUCAGUUCAAUUCUGUCCACAACUGAAGCUGACAAUGACAUUCCUUCUAUUGAUGCUUCUAUUGAUGAAAGCAUUACUCGUCAAUCAAACAAACAUCAUCGUCAACGUAAACGCAAACAUAAGGGUGACGAUAACGAUGUGAAUAACAGCCAUGGUCCUUCCAAACGCCAAUGUUUGGACAUAAACUUGUCGGAGGGGUGUUCAUUUCCAUCUAUCAAAGUUGCGAGAAGUUUAAUUACAUCUACAGGGAACUGGAGUCAGGAUAAGAUUUUCUGUAAUGUGGAUGGAGUAAAGCUAGGCUUUUUUUGCAAGAAAUACUGGCAGGGCUGUGGUGCUCGUUUGCAAGUAAUUGCUCCAAUCGGCUCAAAAGAGUGUCACGUGGAAAAAAUGGACACACUUCAUACCCAUACUCAUUUAUCUGCAACGAAGAAGCGACCAGCAUACGGAAUAAAUUCCAUACUUAUGGGACAGAUAAUUGAACUGGUCCAACGAGGAACGAUAACAUCUAACGCCAUUGUCGAAGCGCUUACAACUUCCGGAUUUGAACCCCCACCGGAACAGAUUAUAGUCAAUUUUCUAUUCAUAGUUCGGAACAAGUUAUGGGAGAAGGAAAAGACACGACGCGUGGAAGAAAAUCCCAUGACUAACAUUGAUAUACCACGCCGAAAAAAGGGUGCUGCUUGGACUGAAGACGAAAAACAAUGGGCCACAAGGUUGGUACCAGCGGAUUUUGACCACACACACAACAGCAUCAAACAUGCAUAGUAGAUUCGGUAAUCAGUGUGUAUUAAUUCUUAACAUUUCUGGGUGACAAGUAACCCUUCAUAUUUUUAUAAAGUCUCAAAAAAAUACACGAACAAAAUCAAUAAAAACAAAUUCAUGUAAAAUUGA
Molecule: messenger RNA, 1412 nt
Organism: Folsomia candida
Lineage: Eukaryota; Metazoa; Arthropoda; Collembola; Entomobryomorpha; Isotomidae
Exons: 5
Coding region: 135-1286 (383 amino acids)
Source: RefSeq, a predicted model, not a curated record